CUUUCCAAAAUAAAAUGUGAAAGAACCCACUUUUUAGAGGGAGGGAAAUUGAACCUACCCUCUUUAGAGAGAGAAAGAAGGAGAUUGAACCCUCCUUCACUUUAGAGAGAGAGGGUGACAACCCACCUUUCACUUUCUCAUUGAGCAUAGGCAGCAUUAAGGAACUGCCAUCCUGGAUUCCUGGUUAGCGUUUUCUAGAAGUUAGGGUUUAUCACCCUUCAUUGUCCAUUUCUGUUCUCUUUCUAAACGGAUUAGGACCAUAACAUGAACCAGAAGCUUAUUCCAUUAGCUAUCUCGUUGGGUCUCUCUUCUUCUUCUCUCUCUACACGGAGAGGGAAAUCGCACCUCUUCUUUUGUGAAAGAGAGGCCAUGAUCUUCCUCAACCAAUAAGUUUUCUGUAACUUUUUCAUAUUGGGUUUCAAAAAUGGAGUCUUUUGGUGAAAGAAAUAAUGGGUUUUCGUUGAAAUUCUAUAGCGAAGGUAGAGAGAGAAUAGAUGAGGAAGAUGAAUACCGAAGCUGUGUUGCCGAGGAAGAAGAGUGGAGGGAUGCAGAGGACUUCAAAGAAGAUGAGGCUUCUGAUCAUUUCUCUAAGCUAUUUUUCAAAGGCGUAUCAGAUUUGAAAGAGGUUGGAUCAAGCCUUUCGGGAAUUGGGGUGAUCUUGAAGAAUUCAAUCGAUGAUUCAGAAAUGAAAAUUCAGAAAAAGCUCGAUUUUUUUGUGGAGGAGAGCGUUGCAGAGCUUCUUGCUUUGAUGGAUGGGCUCUCCGCUUCACUUAAGAUUGGGAUAAGAAGGAUUCAAGCGUUUACUGAUUCAGCGGUCUUGUAUGAUCAGAUUUCCCAAUCCAAGGAACUUGAGGACCAGCUCUUGAUGGCCCUGAGACAAAGGGUAAUGGAGCAUGCAAGCAAACUCGAAGCUUUCGACCUAAAACUUAUCCCCACUAAUGAAUUCAAGCAACCAUCUCGGCUCGCUCGAGAAGCCAUUGGUCUAAGGCAAUGGCCCGAAUCCGAGGACUGUUCAAUAUGUUGCGAGGAGAAGCAAGCCGAUGAUAUGGUAAUUAUGAAUUGUUCACAUAAAUUUUGUUCAGAUUGUAUGAUAAAAUACAUCAAUGGAAAAUUACAGUCCCCCAAAGUUCCCAUAAGGUGCCCCCAUGUAGCUUGCAAGCAUAUGCUUUCAACUAAGGAGUGCAAGUCUUUCCUCCCAAUUUCAAGUUAUGGGUCAUUUCUCAAAGCCCUUGAAGAGACCGGUGCUUAUGAGUCAGAAAGAGUUUAUUGUCCUUUCCCCAAUUGUUCAGUGCUUCUUGAUCGACGUCAGAGCUUAUCAAAUAGAGCAAGCUCAUCGAGCCAGUCAGAGGAUAUGGGCUCUUGUGUCGAGUGCCCAGUGUGCCAAAGGUUCUUCUGUUAUGAUUGUGAGGUGCCUUGGCAUUCUUUGAUGAGUUGUGAGGAGUACCAAAAUAUGCCUCUCGAUGAGAGAGAUGUUGGAGACUUCACUUUGAAUAGGCUCGCCCAGCACCAGAAAUGGAGGCGUUGCAGUCAGUGUAGGCGGAUGAUUGAGCUUACACAAGGCUGCUACCACAUGACUUGCUGGUGUGGGCAUGAGUUUUGCUAUGCAUGCGGUGCUGAGUACAGACACCGGCAGCAAACUUGUCAGUGCGCAUUCUGGGAUGAGGACAAUAUUAUCGUUCCCAACCAAGAGGAGACCAUGGACCCAUGGUCUCUCGAUGCCUAUUUCGACCACGAGAGAUCUCAAUGCUCUCUUCUCCAACGCUUCCUUACUGAGGGAUUCUCUCUCGAUGUUCACUGCCAACCCCCAUCCCCACCGUCCGACUCUUUCUUAGACACAAUCAAGGACCUUCACCAGUUACCAUGGCUCGAAAGGUUCGUGUCAGUUAUUAGCGACUCGUAUGAUGAUUAUGCAUCUUAAUUAAUAUCUCACAUUUUGAUACUUUCCAUUAUAGUGACGAUUAUGCAUCUUAAGGAACAACCACCUUUCAAUCUUCCCCAUCCAUAAGCUCUCCAUUUGUUGGAGGGCAGCUAUCACACCCUCCAUAGGGUUCGAAUUUGUCUUAAAUUCAGUGCCAUGGGGAUAUGGUUAUCAUGGAUAAUUUAAGUAGGUGAAGAAAAAUAACAUGUUUUUCUGAGGUUUGUAAUUGUCUAAAUAUGGGCUGUGCCUGGCCGUAGAACCCUUUUUGACGGUACCAUGUAUGACAAAUUCUCUCUCCCAUCUCUUUUGCUAAUUGAGAUUAUUACUGUAAAUGAAUGGGAUUUCAAACUUGCUUGUUCA
Amborella trichopoda is the source of this 2278-nucleotide messenger RNA. RefSeq names its product RING/U-box superfamily protein. NCBI's taxonomy places the organism in Eukaryota, Viridiplantae, Streptophyta, Magnoliopsida, Amborellales, Amborellaceae. The record is from RefSeq and is a predicted model, not a curated record. Gene Ontology annotation, biological process: protein ubiquitination. Gene Ontology annotation, molecular function: ubiquitin-protein transferase activity; zinc ion binding; RNA-DNA hybrid ribonuclease activity.